CUAACGCACAUUUACUCUCUCUCACUCUGGCUCUCAGUACCUCUGUCCAGACUGCUGCUCCAGACCUCACCGCCCCUUUCCAUUCAAACCAACUUUAAGCCACACGUCUGUGCGUGUGAGCCAGCAUUUCAUCCAGACCCUGCUCUGCGCUUUUAGGAGCCUCUUAGUUUGUUAAAGUUUCAGUUGGAGGAUAGUGACCAACAAUGACCAAGAUGAGGAUCAUACUGCUGCUGCUGGUCGCCCUGGCAGGGCCUUUCUGUACCUUUACCCAAGCAAGUACUCUGGUGAUGCCAACAGCUUUUGUGACUCCAGUGCCAGGAACUGUAUCAGAAACACCUGCUGUCAUAGCCACAACAGAAAAAUUAGCUCCUCAAGAAGGUGCUUCAACACCAGCACCUGUUCCUGAGGCUACAGAAGCAGCUGCCUCAACAGGAGAAGCGCCAUCAUCUUCCACAGAAGCACCAGCGACACAAUCAGAUGUCCAAAUAGAAACAGCAGCCCCAACAGAUGAUACUAAAUCAGCAGAAGCUGGACCAGAAGAGAUGGCCACCACUGUAGCCCCUACUGAAGUUAAAAAGCUGCCAGCACAAACUGAGAAAGUUCCAACUGAAACAGGAUCAGAGUCUCCAAAUGUAGAGAUAGAGAAUGAAGAAGAUACAGGCACAGGACAGUUGGUGGGGAUUGUAAUCGGCGCAUUGAUUGGAGUGAUUGUUGUCAUUGCUGUAAUCAUCUUGGUGGUCAGAAGAAUGGGCCAGUACUCCCCCUGAAAAGGAAGGCACGACAGGAAGAGAAGAAGAAGAAAUUGCGGAAGUUCUGAACUAUUGUUCUAAUGUUUAAAACAAUGCAAGCAGCACUCUCACAAUCCACCCAGGACUAUAAGGGGAGUAGGAGAGUGCCCCAUCCCCUUUCCAAUUGAAAAAGAUGCCCUCCCCAACCCUCCGACACCUCUCCAACGCCCACAAAAUCCCUUAUUUAGAAUCCUCAUUUAUACCCUAACAGUGGGAGGCCACAGGAAGUUAAUGGAAGUUAAUGCAUAUUAAUAUAACAGGAUACGAGUGAAUGUGGUCUCACUUACUGAGUUUGCGAAGGUCCUAAUAAACAAAAACAAGAAAACAACUGCACAUGCAAGCAAAAGCUUGUAUGUUUUUUUAAUUCCCCUGAGUGUAAAUAUCAUACAAAGGAAUGUAAUAUCUUCAUGUGUGGAAAAAAAAGCCAAUCCAAGAUCAUUAUUUUUCUCAAUUUCUUACUUUUUCCUCUCUACAGACGUGUCCAAUAGGACUAUGACGCAUUAUGUACAGUUUAUGAUACAUAUAGGCAGAUGCUGUGGACACAUUCUGUUCUCAGAAUAGGCUCAAGAUGUGUAAUUUACCGGUCUAGUGGCAUUAAUAUUUUUUAAUUAUAGUUAAGGGGAGCAGCACAAAAUAAGUGCUUGAGAUUUACUCUUUUGAAGUGCAUUAAUACAGAGUGACUUGAAUGUGUUGUUCCUAACUGUCACCCAUUCCAAAAGUGACAUCACUUCCUCUGGGAUGCAUCAUUAUUAUGUGUUCCAAUUAGCUUAGCUCCAUUGCACGCAGCUGCUAUUGGCAUGUAUCACUAAAAUCCUCAUGUUCCUCACCCUGGAUUACAACAUUUUAACAGCAUACAGACAUUUUGCAUGGUUUAGUUGUUUGCAUUUCUUUUUUGUCAAUGUUGGGUUUGUGUUUCUUACUGACGUUCUAGAGCGUGGCUAUCCUAGGCUUUGCUUAAGAGAUCAGUAAUAGGUGCACUGAAUGAUGAAGAAUAAAUGUUCAAUAUUGAGAAAGGACUUUAGACACUGCAAAUGUUUGCAACGAUUUUUUUUUUUUUUUUUGCCAGAUUCCUCUUUAUAUCCCGUCACUCCAUGAUUUCAUUUUCCCAUUUGAUCCACUUAAAACUGAGUGUUUAUCUUUGUAUUUUGGGGGUGGUGUUUUUUUGUUUUGUUUUGUUUUGUUUUUAUUGGUCAGUUUCAAUAAAAAAGUUCCAAAGUA
This is a messenger RNA of Ctenopharyngodon idella (grass carp), 2006 nucleotides long. RefSeq lists its product as uncharacterized. Lineage: Eukaryota; Metazoa; Chordata; Actinopteri; Cypriniformes; Xenocyprididae. The transcript is spliced from 4 exons. Bases 204 to 767 code for a protein of 187 amino acids. The record is from RefSeq and is a predicted model, not a curated record.